Molecule: messenger RNA, 1831 nt
Organism: Andrographis paniculata
Lineage: Eukaryota; Viridiplantae; Streptophyta; Magnoliopsida; Lamiales; Acanthaceae
Product: tubby-like F-box protein 8
Exons: 5
Coding region: 328-1629 (433 amino acids)
Molecular function (GO): protein binding
Source: RefSeq, a predicted model, not a curated record
ACAGAGAAGAGAGAGGAGGUUCCCAAUACCAUUUACGCGUGUUUCUCUCUCCACUGUCCCACCCCCACUUAUUCCCUUUCCCUUCUUCUCCCAUUCUCAUAUCUUCCUCCGCCUCCAUUCUUCCCCAAACCACCUUCAUCUCUCUCCAUUUCCAUUUUCUCACAAUUUCUCGCUCUGAAGAAUACACACAGACGCCGCCGCGGUUUGCUCUCAGGAUUCGCCCGGUUUUCUUCUCCGGCGAAGAUUUCCGAUCUCAUUUCUCGCCGUCGAGGUCGACGCCUGCGUGAGUCAACUCAAUUGCAUUCCGAUUCGAACUUCCAAAAAUCAAUGUCAUUCCGACACAUAGCGCGGGAUAUAAGAGAGAGCAUCGGGAGCUUUUCUCGCCGGAGUUUCGACGUGAGGAUUCUCGGGCAUCAUCGAGGGAAGUCUCAUGGUUCUUUCAACGACUCGAAUGAUCAUCCCGUCAUGAUCCAGAAUAGCCGGUGGGCGAAUCUCCCUCCCGAGCUUCUCUUCGACGUGAUCAGAAGGCUGGAAGAGAGCGAGAGCACGUGGCCUGCUCGGAAGGAUGUCGUCGCCUGCGCAGCCGUUUGCCGAUCAUGGAGGAGCAUGUGUAAGGAAAUUGUCAAAAACCCAGAAAUCUGCGGGAAGCUUACUUUCCCGGUUUCGUUAAAACAGCCGGGGUUUCGCGACGGAGCCAUUCAAUGCUUCAUAAAGCGCGACAAAUCUAAUCUGACGUAUCAUCUCUUUCUAUGUCUGAGUCCCGCAGCUUUGCUGGUCGAAAAUGGGAAGUUUCUUCUCUCUGCUAAAAGAACUCGCCGAACUACUUGCACUGAGUAUAUCAUCUCUAUGGAUGCCGAGAACAUUUCACGAUCGAGCAGCACGUACAUUGGAAAACUGAGAUCGAAUUUUCUUGGCACAAAGUUUAUAAUAUACGAUACACAGCCUACCCACUCGUGUUCGAAUGCGGCGGGGCAGCCCGGGAGAACGAGCAGGCGAUUCUACUCCAAGAAAGUGUCUCCGAAAGUCCCGACCGGGAGCUACAACAUAUGCCAAAUCUCGUACGAACUUAACGUGCUCGGGACCCGAGGGCCUCGCAAAAUGCAGUGCGUGAUGCACUCGAUACCUGCGUCGUCCGUUGAGCCCGGCGGAGUUGUGCCGGGACAGCCCUCAGAGCUGGUGCCGAGAUCCAUCGAAGACUCGUUCCGGAGCAUCUCGUUCUCCAAGUCCCUGGACCACUCGUCCGAAUUCAGCAGCUCCCGAUUCUCCGAUAUCCCGGGGUUAUCAAACGACGGCGGCGAUAGUAAAGGGAGGCCGUUGGUGCUGAAGAACAAGGCGCCGCGGUGGCACGAGCAGCUGCAGUGCUGGUGCCUGAAUUUUCGGGGACGGGUGACGGUCGCUUCCGUCAAGAACUUUCAACUGAUUGCUGCUGCUGCACCGCCGGUGGCGGCGGCUGCUGCGGCAGUGGUGCCGCCUCCGGCGGCGGGGCAGGUAGAUCAUGAUAAGAUAAUUCUGCAGUUUGGGAAGGUGGGGAAGGAUAUGUUCACCAUGGAUUACAGGUAUCCGUUGUCGGCGUUUCAGGCGUUUGCCAUUUGUUUGAGCAGCUUCGACACCAAAUUGGCCUGUGAAUAGACAGACAGAGACACAGAUCAGAUUCAGAUUUAUGACAAAUUGAAAGAACAAAAAAAAAAAUUAAAAAUGAAGAACAUAUUGGAUGUGGAUGGGAUGGAAUUGGUUGUUGGUGAUUAGUGUUAAGGGACAGUAAGUAUGUUUAUGUAUCUAUGUAUUUAUGAUUCCAUUGUUGCUGCUGCUGUGUAUAUUGUGGUUUUUCUUA